Molecule: messenger RNA, 2823 nt
Organism: Gossypium raimondii (Peruvian cotton)
Lineage: Eukaryota; Viridiplantae; Streptophyta; Magnoliopsida; Malvales; Malvaceae
Product: receptor-like protein EIX2
Exons: 1
Coding region: 1-2823 (940 amino acids)
Molecular function (GO): protein binding
Source: RefSeq, a predicted model, not a curated record
AUGGGCAUCCGUCACAGCAACAACCCAUGUAGUAGUUUGCUGUUAUGUUUUGUUGUCUUGCUACUGCUGGUGUCAUCAUGUUCAGGCAAUAGCAAUGUUGGCGUCAGAUGCAUGGAGAGUGAGAGACAACAACUCCUCGACUUCAAGGAAGGCCUCAUGGAUCCUUUCGGGAGGCUUUCGUCUUGGGUUGGGUUGGAUUGCUGCAAAUGGCAAGGCGUGAGAUGCAAAAACCGAACUGGACAUGUCACAGUGCUCAAUCUCCAAAACUAUCAUUUGGGAGGUACAAUAAAACCUUCUUUGCUUCACUUGAAACAUUUGACUCACUUGAAUCUUGCUGAGAAUUUUUUUGGGGGGACCCAGAUUCCCAAGUUCUUGGGCAUGUUAAACAACUUGAGAUACCUUGAUCUCCAUAGCUCAGGCUAUGGUGGAGAGAUUCCGCCCCAUCUUGGGAACUUGUCGCACUUGCAGGUUCUUUACCUGGGUGGGAAUUUCGGCUUGCGUGCCGAAAGCCUUGUUUGGCUUUCAGGUUUAUCCUCACUGGAAUCUUUAGAUCUAGCAAGGGUAGACCUUUAUGACGUAAGAGGGUCUUGGUUGAAAGCAGUGAACAUGCUUCCUUCUCUUGUGAGAUUAUAUUUGGAUGGUUGCCAACUUAAAAGCCUUGACCUCACCCUCCCAUCACUCAACCUCACAUCACUUGAGGUCCUCGAGUUGUUUGACAAUCCAAUCAAGUCUCCAUUACCGCACUGGUUCUCUAACCUAACCAAUCUUCAAGUGCUUGAUCUAAGAUCGAAUAACUUCUAUGGUUCCAUCCCGUUUUGGAUUGGAAGUUUGUGCAAGUUGAGAAUAUUGAGACUCAAUUCUAACCGUCUUCACGGUGGAAUCAUGGGGGUUUUGGACCGUUUCUCAGCUUGCCAAAAUAAUAGCUUGGAGAUCCUCUAUUUAGGAGGCAAUUAUCUAGUAGGAAGUCUUCCGCAAUCAUUAGGAGCACUGAGGAAUUUGCAAGAACUUGACCUCAACACUAAUUUCUUUUGGGGUUCAAUUCCGGCUUCUAUAGGGAAUUUGUCAUCCUUGGAAUUAUUGGAACUCUCUGAUAAUAAUUUCAAUGGCACAAUACCCGAAAGUUUCGGGAGACUAGCUAAGCUAUCAACCGUGAGCCUAGUAUCGAACCAAAUGGAAGGUGUUUUGACAGAAACCCAUUUAGCUAACCUCACAAGACUGGAUUCUUUCAGGCUCACAACGUACCAUAAUAAGUCAUUGGUUUUCAAUCUGAAACAUGACUGGGUUCCUCCUUUCAGGCUUACAACUUUGGUAUUAAUUAAUUGCUUGAUAGGUCCUUCUUUUCCAGUUUGGCUUCUAGUUCAAACCAAUCUUUCCUAUGUUAUAGUCUCAAAUGCUGGGAUUUCGGACAUCGUAGAAGAAGAAUGGUUUGCCAGGUUAUUUUCUAGUUGUUGGUUUGUAGACCUGUCAAACAAUUCAAUCACUGCCAAGCUACCCCCCAGAAUUUUCUCGGAAAUGUUGGAAAAAGUUGAUCUAAGUAGGAAUAAUUUCGUGGGCCAAAUCCCACUUUGGGAGACCAACGCAACGCAACUGUAUCUGCAAAGAAAUUCAUUUUCAGGUUCUAUUCCAGAGAACAUCGGGGAACUAAUGCCACGGUUGAAAACAUUUUUUGUUUCUCGGAACCAGAUUAGCGGCAGGCUGCCAUCAUCAAUAUGCAAGAUGAUGGGGCUAAAAUUUCUCUCUGUAAGCCACAACAGAUUGUCUGGACAACUUCCAGAUUGUUGGAAUAAAUUGAGAAGCUUGAAAGCUGUGGAUGCCUCCAACAACAGCCUAUCUGGUGAAAUCCCAAGUUCCCUAACUUCGUUAUGUCACCUCAUUUUAUUAAUGUUGGGUGACAAUAAUCUUCAUGGUGAUAUUCCUUUUCCACCAAAUAGUUGUCGGCAAGUACCAUUGCUUUAUAUUCUACAACUUCGGUCGAACCUGCUUGGUGGGAACAUUCCUGAAGAAAUUUGUCGUCUUUCUAAUAUGCGCAGUUUGGAUCUUUCAAACAAUCAUCUUAUUGGGUCAAUUCCGAAAUGUUUGCACAAUUUCACCGCCUUGAAAUAUGGCAACAGAAGUUUGGACUAUGAAGAGUUAUUUGAUCUCCAGGAUGGCACCAUUAAUGAGCAAACGAUGCUGGUUGGGACCAAGGGAAGAGAGCUUGAAUAUAGCAGAACCCUUCUGGAGGUCAAGAACAUUGACCUUUCCGAGAAUAAUCUUAUUGGAGAAUUCCCCAAAGGGAUAUGCAGGUUGGCUUUUCUGGACACGUUGAAUUUGUCGACAAAUUAUUUAAGUGGAAGCAUUCCCGAUAACAUUGGUGACAUGCGAUGGUUGGAGUCCCUUGAUUUGUCGGUCAACAAAUUUUCAGGUCCGAUUCCUUCGAGCCUAUCAUCACUAACGCUCUUGAAUCACUUGAAGCUGUCUUACAACAACUUGUCGGGAAGAAUUCCAACAGGAUAUCAGCUCCAAACGCUCAACGAUUCCUCCAACUACCAAGGCAAUCCAUUGUUGUGUGGGGUUCCGCUCUUAACAAGGUGUCCAGGAGACAUUAACUCUCCUCCCACACCAUCAUCUCUGGGUGGUUCAAAAGACAAGCUGUGGCUCUAUCUUAGCAUCGCUAUGGGAUACAUUGUAGGAUUUUGGGGUGUUUGUGGUACCUUAGUUAUGAAAGAGUCAUGGAGGCAAGCUUAUUUCCGGUAUGUUGAUGAGCUGAAGGAAAAAUUGUUACUUUGGAUAGCAUUGACAAGUGCUCGCUCGCGAAGGAUGAUUGAGAAGGGAAAUAAUUAA